Molecule: messenger RNA, 1990 nt
Organism: Lutra lutra (Eurasian river otter)
Lineage: Eukaryota; Metazoa; Chordata; Mammalia; Carnivora; Mustelidae
Gene: SERPINA6
Product: serpin family A member 6
Exons: 5
Coding region: 119-1339 (406 amino acids)
Biological process (GO): negative regulation of endopeptidase activity
Molecular function (GO): serine-type endopeptidase inhibitor activity
Source: RefSeq, a predicted model, not a curated record
AAGAUUUAGCCGUGGUGCCCCGCAGGCUUACUGUACACAUACUAGGGCCCAGGACAGCCAGGUCCAGCCAGUGGUUGCAGCCUGAGCCCUCGGCAAACUGGCCUGACCAUCUUGGACAAUGCUGCUUUCCCUGUGCACCUAUUUCCUCUGGCUGUCCACCAGUGACCUCUGGACCGUCCAGGCUAAGGACCCAGAUACUGAUGUGAGCAAGAGGAGCCCUCACCGGGACUUGGCUCCAAACAAUGUUGACUUUGCCUUUAUCCUAUAUAGGCAUCUUGUGGCUUCAGCUCCUGGAAAGAAUGUCUUCAUCUCCCCUGUGAGCAUCUCCAUGGCCUUAGCUAUGCUGUCUCUGGGAUCCUGUGGCCACACACGGGUCCAACUCCUCCAAGGCCUGGGCUUCAACCUCACCAAUAUAUCUGAAGCUGAGAUUCACCAGGGCUUUAAGCACCUCCACCACCUCUUCGAGAAGGAGUCAGACACCAUGUUGGAAAUGGUUAUGGGUAAUGCUUUGUUCCUUGACCGCAGCCUGGAACUUCUGGAGUCAUUCUCAGCAGACACCAAGCACUACUAUGAGUUGGAGGCUUUGGCUACAGAUUUCAAGGAUGGGGCUGGAGCCAGCAGACAAAUCAAUGAGUAUAUCAAAAAUAAGACACAAGGGAAAAUUGUGGACUUGAUAUCAAAGCUGGAUAGUUCAGCCAUGCUCAUCCUGGUCAACUACAUUUUCUUCAAAGGCACAUGGGAACGGCCCUUCAACCUGGAGAGCACCAGGGAGGAAAACUUCUACGUGAACAAGACCACCGUGGUGAGAGUGCCCAUGAUGGUCCAGUCGGGCCCCAUCAAGUACUUUCAAGACCCAGUGCUCCCCUGUCAGCUGGUCCAACUGGAGUACAUGGGCAAUGAGACUGUCUUCUUUGUCCUCCCAGAAGAGGGAAAGAUGGACACAGUCAUCACCGCGCUGAGCAGGGGCACCAUUCAGAGGUGGUCUGAGUCCCUGACCACGGGCAGCCAGGUAAACCUGUUCAUCCCAAAGGUGACCAUCUCCGGAGCCUACGACCUCAGGACCAUCCUGGGGGCCAUGGGCAUUUCAGACUUCCUCAGCAAGGAGGCAGAUUUCUCCGGCAUCGCCCGAGAGCCCCAGCUGACAUUGUCAGAGGUGGUUCAUAAGGCUGUGCUGCAACUCGAUGAAAAGGGCUUGGAAACCGCCGACUCCCCCAGGGUCAUGCUGCGCACGGUGCCCGAGCCUCUCACCUUCCGCUUCAACCGCCCGUUCAUUGUCAUGAUCUUCAACCACUUCACGUGGAGCAGCCUCUUCCUGGGCAAGGUUGUGAAUCCAACCUAAGGGUGCCCCCCACCCCCCGGGAGCCACAGCCCCGGCUGACCCUGCGUACCAGAGAGCACAGAAACGACUGGGGGGGGGGGAGGUUCCCCCUUGUCUUCUCCAGGUUCUUCUGUCCAAAUAAAUCACCAUCACUGUCAAGGCCAGCAGGUGUGGUUGAAGGGAUGAAAUGGGACAGGUGACACGCUCAGAAUGGCAGCGUGCCACCUUGAGCCCUUGACCAUCAUGUUGUGGUUACAGGGCAUGUGGAAGCCGGGGAAGAGUAUAUGGAAGAGUAUAUGGAAACACUAUGGUUUUUGUAAAUUUUUGUUAGUUUGAAAUUAUUUCUAGAAAAGGAGGAAUCAUGCAAGCCCAAACACGACAGAAUGACAUAUUUGAAGUGCUAGGGGGAAUGUGGUGACAGCUUCAAAAAAGGAAAAAGGAAGAAACAAAACAAUCCUUCAAAAAUGAAGGCAAAAUGAAGGUUCUUCUCCAGACAAACAAAAGCUGAGAAAGUUCGUCACCUUCCCUAAAGACAAUUUUUAAGGCUGGAACGAGAUGAUUCUAAGGGAAAAUUUGGACCUACGCAAAAGAAUGAAGAGUGCGGGAAAGGGUAUAUAUGCGAACAAAGAGAAGACGUUGUUUAAAAAAAUCUUAAAAAUAUAAUUAACUGUC